AAACAGAGAGAAAAGAAGCUUCAGACUUCAUUGUGCUACACGAGCUUGUUUUAGCUUAGGGAUAAACAUUUGUGGUGCCAGCAUGGCAUGGAUGAAUAAGGCCAGCCACAUGUUCCUCCGGUGGUCUUCGGUUGCAGGCUAGAGAUAUGGAGAAGGUUUAGCCGCCUUGGCCAUUCACACAUGCUCCUCCUCCCACCUCUGCUUUUGCAAGCUUUCUGAUGUGCAGAGCCAGAGCUGACUGUCUCUGCCCUCCUGACGGUUGAGGCCGGCACAGUGAUGAGCCGACAGAGUCAUGCUUGUGCGAUUGGGAUUCGUGGUCUUAGCAACCUUCGCGGCGUUUACCCUUAAGAGAGGGAAGGGGCCUAACAAAGACAAUGGCCAAGCAAGCAAGAGGAAGGAUAGGGCUCGGGGUUCUGAACAUGGGGAGAAAGAAGAAGAGGCGGAAGAGGUUAAGACGAUCAGCGGCAUAAUCAACUCGGCUCCAUCGGUGGAUGAUGAUGAUGACGACAUGUUCUCAGAGAUCGAGAGCCUGCUGGGUGGGGAGAUCGACAUCCCGAUACCGAGCGACAGGUUCGACGUCAAGGAGCGGUCACGGUACAACGCCCACAUGGCGAACAACGCGGCCGAGAUGGAGAGGCUGCGAAGCCUGGUGCAGGAGCUGGAGGAGAGGGAGGUGAAGCUCGAGGGAGAGCUGCUGGAGUACUAUGGCCUCAAGGAGCAGGAGACCGACGUCACCGAGCUGCAGAAGCAGCUCAAGAUCAAGACGGUGGAGGUCGACAUGCUCAACAUCACCAUCAGCUCGCUGCAGGCAGAGAGGAAGAAGCUGCAGGAGGACGUUGUCCGAGGCGCAGCAGCCAAGAAAGAGCUCGAGGCGUCGAGGACCAGGAUCAAGGAGCUGCAGCGCCAGAUACAGAUGGAGGCGAACCAGACGAAAGGCCAGCUGAUGCUGCUGAAGCAACAGGUCAUGGGGCUGAAGGCCAAGGAAGAGGAGGUGGCCAAGAAGGACGCGGAGAUCGAACGGAAGCUCAAGAAGCUCAAGGAUUUGGAAGUGGAGGUCCUUGAGCUGAGGAGGAAGAACAAGGAGCUGCUGUAUGAGAAGAGGGAUCUCAUGGUGAAGCUGGAUGCAGCACAAGGGAAAAUAACAGAGAGUGAUGUGGUUGCCCAUGCAAGAGAUGAGAUUAACAACUUGCGACAUACAAAUGAGGACCUCACAAAGCAAGUGGAAGGCCUACAGAUGAACAGAUUCAGUGAAGUAGAAGAGUUGGUGUACCUGCGGUGGGUCAAUGCUUGUCUGCGAUUCGAGCUCCGCAACUACCAGAUACCAUCAGGAAAAAUGUCUGCCCGUGACCUCAACAGGACGCUUAGCCCAAAAUCACAGGAGAGGGCUAAACAGCUAAUGUUGGAAUAUGGGUCUGAACGAGGCCAGGGUGACACUGACCUUGAUAGUGCUCCUUCUUCUGCACCUUCUUCCCCCAGAAGCGAAGACUUCGACACUAUGUCAAUUGACAGUUCUUCCAGCAGAUACAGCUUCCUAAGCAAAAGGCCCAAUCUGAUGCAAAAACUCAAGAAGUGGGGGAGGAGCAAGGAUGACAGCAGCUAUUUAUCAUCGCCGACACGGUCCCUGACCAGUGGCUCUCCAAAGAGGAGCCAGAAACCAAAGGGCCCCUUGGAAUCUCUCAUGAUCAGAAAUGCAGGAGAUGGUAUCUCCAUUACAACGUUUGGAAAGAGGGAGCAAGAUUCCAAUGAAAUGGAUGACGCGAAUAUUGCAUCUUCAUUCCAAUUGAUGUCAAAGACUGUCGAAGGUUUUGCUGAUGAGAAGUAUCCCGCUUACAAAGACAGGCAUAAGCUUGCUACAGAACGGGAGAAGGCGGUCAAAGAGAAGGCUGAGCAAGCUAGAGCACAAAGGUUCGGUGGUGGCUAUAGCUCAGCUCUAGUACCAUCUCCAAGAGCUGCACUCCCACCAAAACUUGCUCAAAUAAAGGAGAAGAAGGUCCCUGCAGCUAAUGUUGAAUCCGGCGAGCAAUCUAGUGAUAACCAGAACAAUCCCCUGGCGGUAACCCAGUUGAAGCUUGCCCAAAUUGAGAAGAGAGCUCCAAGAGUCCCCCGUCCACCUCCCACCGCAUCAGCUGUUGCUUCAGGAGCUACCAACACUGCAGGCGGAGCACCGCUGCCGCCACGUCCACCAGGUGGACCUCCUCCUCCACCACCACCUCCUGGGAGACCUGGUGGUCCGCCGCCUCCACCACCACCUCCUGGUUCUCUAUCCAAGAGUGUUGCCGGUGGUGACAAGGUACACCGUGCUCCGGAGGUUGUGGAGUUCUACCAGAGUCUGAUGAAACGUGAAGCUAAGAACACAACUUCUUUGGGAUCAAAAACAUCAAAUGUUUCUGAUAACAGAAGCAACAUGAUCGGAGAGAUUGAGAACAGAUCAACGUUCCUCUUAGCAGUCAAAGCUGAUGUGGAGACACAAGGAGAUUUUGUUGAGUCGCUAGCAGGUGAAGUCCGAGCAGCAAGAUUCGUGAACAUUGAUGAUGUUGUUGCAUUUGUACAUUGGCUGGAUGAGGAGUUAUCUUUCUUGGUUGAUGAGCGAGCGGUGCUAAAGCAUUUUGAUUGGCCAGAGAGCAAAACUGAUGCAUUAAGAGAGGCUGCUUUCGAGUAUACGGAUCUGCAAAAAUUAGAAAACAAGGCUACAUCAUUUGCCGACGAUCCCAAAGUUCCAUGUGAAGAAGCUCUUAAGAAGAUGUAUUCGCUGCUUGAAAAAGUGGAGCAGAGUGUUUAUGCACUUCUUCGUACAAGAGACAUGACCAGCGCACGCUACAAGGAGUAUGGAAUACCAGUUGACUGGCUAUCGGAUUCUGGAAAAGUUGGCAAGAUCAAACUGGCAUCAGUUCAGCUGGCAAAGAAGUAUAUGGAGAGGGUUGCCUCAGAGCUCGAUGCAAUGCAAGGCACUGAGAAAGAGCACAACAGAGAGUUCUUGCUUCUCCAGGGUGUCAGAUUCGCUUUCCGGGUUCAUCAGUUUGCUGGAGGCUUCGACGCGGACAGCAUGAAAGUUUUUGAGGAGCUGAGGAGCAAGAUGAGCACACAGGCACCCGCUCCGCCGCCAUCGGAAACAUAACACGGAGUCAGGGUUCCACGCUUCUCUUCUCUGGUCUGUUUAUUCAGAUGGCAGGAUUAGUUGGCUAGCUAAACUGUACAAAAGAGAAAACUGUAAAUUCCAAUGUUGUCUUGUAUAUGUCAAGUCUACAGGUUCUGAUUAUACUACACGUAUACCCGUUUUUGUCCAAGUUUGUUUGUCAGGUUACAUUUUUGUGACCGGGCAGUUUGUAAAGAGUGAACCACAGUCAUGAGAUGCCUAGUUUUUUUGCUACUCUUCUGAUUCGGUGAUAUGUUACAAUUAAUGGAAAUUUCUGCUUCAGUAUC
Lolium perenne is the source of this 3420-nucleotide messenger RNA. Its product is annotated as protein CHUP1, chloroplastic. Gene Ontology annotation, biological process: chloroplast relocation. Gene Ontology annotation, cellular component: chloroplast outer membrane. The record is from RefSeq and is a predicted model, not a curated record. Lineage: Eukaryota; Viridiplantae; Streptophyta; Magnoliopsida; Poales; Poaceae.